Messenger RNA from Hippocampus zosterae (dwarf seahorse), 1657 nucleotides. Its product is annotated as protein FAM107B-like. Gene Ontology annotation, biological process: actin filament polymerization; regulation of actin cytoskeleton organization; actin filament bundle assembly. The record is from RefSeq and is a predicted model, not a curated record. The transcript has 4 exons. Gene Ontology annotation, cellular component: synapse; neuron projection; stress fiber. NCBI's taxonomy places the organism in Eukaryota, Metazoa, Chordata, Actinopteri, Syngnathiformes, Syngnathidae. The coding region runs from base 302 to 871 and encodes 189 amino acids.
CCUGCUUACACCACCCGCGUAACCUUUGACGAGGUAGCGUAGCAUUAGCCUCAGGCAACAUGAUGAUGUCACGUGACUCCGGUCUGACUUCUGGAAACAGCCGCCCCUACUUAAGAGCAUUGAUGAAACUCCACGCGCAUACUCCACUGUCAAUUUGAGAAUGUGGAGAAGAAAGAAAGAAAAAAAGAAGGAAAGGAGGGGGGAAGGACUUAGCCAGGAUCAUGUGACCCGACUCGCACUUCACACUCGCUUGCCUCCUAACUGAGGAGGAAAAGGGCUCAUUCUGAGACGGCAUGAAGACAUGGAGCGAUGGACCCAAGACACGACUGACGAAUGGAUGGAUGAUAACAUUUCCUCCACGGUGGGAUUGUUUCAUUCUGCUUCGGCGUACGGCGAGUUGCAGCCUCAUCAGAGAAGAACGGCGCCCACCGUUUCCUGCUAUGUGCCGCCGCCACCUGACUACUUGACGGACAUCCACGACCCCCAUCACAAUGACCUCAUCAAGCCCAGGAAGCUCCUCAAUCCCGUCAAAAGUUCCCAAAGUCACCAAGAGCUCCACAGAGAACUGAUGACCAGCUGUAAACGAAGCGGCGGGGGCGUCCGUGUGGAAAGUAACAAGCCGGAGCUUGAGCGUGUACUGGAGUGUCGGCGGCGUGAUCAGCUGAUUAAGGAAAGGAAAAAGCAAGAGGAAGCACGGAGGAAGAUUUCGCCGCUGGAAGCCGAACUCAGGAAGAGGCACCAAGCGCUCGAAGAGAUGGAGCUGGAGCAGCAAAAGGACGAGCGGGACAAGCUGGCUGCUCCGGAGUUUGUCAAAGUCAAAGAGAACCUGAGGAGGACGUCGUAUACUGGCAAAGAGGAGAAGCAAGUCUAACGUCAGGUCCCUCACGUGCACGUACAAUCGCAUUCAUGCACGCCAGCACAAAUGCACGCACGGUUUGGAGACACCUUGACAAAGACCAAAUGAGGACAAGAGACGACGCACUCUUGUCGCUCCUGCCUUCCGAUGUUGUUGAAGGACACGUCGCGUGAGAAAUCAUGCCCAGGAGCAGCACGGUCACACGGUGACGAACGUUGUCGAGGGCGGGGUGGAGAGGUUUGGAAGUGGCACUCCGCUGAAGGACUUGCAGAAUGACAAGAAGAUAUUGCUCUGUUAUGGAGGACUCGUUAUCACCAGGCCUUGCCUGAGGCUAUUCCAGCUGACCCUGGACUGGUCACCAUUCAUGAUGUUUGCCCAUUCAGUGGCAGGGCAUAUAUAUUGGCAACCGAUGCACUGGUCAUUGUCAGGGCGACUGAAGCCCAACAAUGGUCAAUCCAUUCAAUUCACACGUUGACAGUUUUGAGACUUAUGAGACAUUCAUUCAUGUUGUAAUGUGAAUAAUUUAGUUUAUUUUUAAACAACCACAAUGACAAAACUACUAGAUUUGAAUGACCUCACCACUCUUUGAUCCAAAUUGUGUUGAUUCGAUAUCAUUAUAUGUUUCAAUGAAAUAAAGAUCAUGUCAUGAUUUCGAGUAUUGUUGAAUUAUGCUGUCAUCGUGAUGACAUCGUAUGCUUGCUUCAUCUUCAUCUGAAAAGCCUCCUUUGUUGUUGAUGUUAUUUUUAAUAAAUAAAUGUCUACAGAUCACAAUCAUGUCUGAUGAUUAAAAGACUAAUCCCA